CUGGAGUAGCGAGACUUAAAUAACGUGUCAAAAUCGCAUUGUUCAACAGCAUUCACGACACGUAAACAAAAGCUGCGCUGUAAUAUUUACGCUUGUUUACCAACUUUCAUUCAUUUGAUUUUUCCUUUUUAUCUGAUUCCUUAAACUUGGUUCGAAUCCUAUCAUCAUGAGUCCUGCACCUUACAAAGAUCUCAGCAAAGAUACCGUUCAUACCCAUCCUGCAAUUCGUGAGUCGGAACGUAGAGAACAGCAUGGAUGGGGCGAUUUAAACAAGGAACCCCUUAUGGAAGAUCAAGCUGAACGUGAUGCUAAGAAUGACUUGUCGAAAGACCAAAAAGAAGUCAAGGAGCAGGCCAGUCGUCCUGCCCCUAACAACUAAUUUCUUUUUUUUAUGAAACGAAUGGAUUCAAUACGAGCAGCAAAUUGUAUUCAUCCUUGCGUUAAAGAGAAUCUUUUUGCCCUCAUCGUCAUGACUUAUAAAUGUGUAUAAUGAUUGGUUACGAUAAUAUGUUUUCGUAUAUAUGAUUUGAAUACAAACAGAGGUUUCUUGUCCCACCGUAUCUUGUUUCUGUGCAGUAUUGGUGUAAUUGGUAUAAUGGAGCUUAUGAAACACAAAAUCAA
This is a messenger RNA of Schizosaccharomyces cryophilus OY26, 621 nucleotides long. RefSeq lists its product as uncharacterized. The record is from RefSeq and is a predicted model, not a curated record. The transcript has a single exon. Bases 167 to 379 code for a protein of 70 amino acids. Lineage: Eukaryota; Fungi; Ascomycota; Schizosaccharomycetes; Schizosaccharomycetales; Schizosaccharomycetaceae.